Molecule: messenger RNA, 555 nt
Organism: Eimeria maxima
Lineage: Eukaryota; Apicomplexa; Conoidasida; Eucoccidiorida; Eimeriidae
Product: ankyrin repeat-containing protein, putative
Exons: 5
Coding region: 1-555 (184 amino acids)
Molecular function (GO): protein binding
Source: RefSeq, a predicted model, not a curated record
AUGGCAACCUUCCACUUAGAGAAAUCAGUAAUUGCCAGUGGCAGCUUGGGAACGGUCAAAUCGAUGAAACGCUACUGGAACCAACCGGUGUCCGACAUGGACGAAAAAUCGAAUGCAUCAAAAUAUACUUUACUGCAAAUGGCCUUGAUGCUGCAGAAGAAGAAAGUUGUCGAGUAUCUCCUCCCACAGCAAGAUCUUGACUUGAACACCAAAGCCACCGAUGGUACCACAGCCUUGAUGACCGCAUGCGACCAGCAGGUCCCGUUAGACUGGGUACAGGCAAUGCUGGAGCGAGGAGCAAGAAAGAGCAUUAACGACGAGGACAACGAUGGCCGAACUGCCUUGGAUCGUUGCGAAAAAGGCUCCAAACUGUAUGAUCUGCUAAUCAAGUACGGCGCAACGCCGCGUCCUGAGAAGCCGCCAACGCCUCCCCCGGAGCCGGAGCAAGCGACCCCCGCACAGAAACCAGAAAUGCCGGCCGAAACAGGAAAUGCAAGCACGACUGUGAGUUGCUACUUUCUUAGUGGAAGGGCUGUCACCACCCAGCAACCAUAA